GAGCGUCGGGCGCAGGGCCGGGCUGGAAGGCCUGAGAGGACGCGCGCCAGCGCCGGCGAUGGGCCCCGCUGCGCGGCUGGCAGCGCUGCUGGCGGUGCUGGCGCUCCAGGCCGGGGACCUGGCCAGGGUCGCGGCGCGCGGGGACACGUUCUCGGCGCUGACCAGUGUGGCGCGCGCCUUGGCGCCCGAGCGCCGGCUGCUGGGACUGCUGCGGCGCUACCUGCGCGGGGAGGAGGCGCGGCUGCGGGAUCUGACCAGAUUCUAUGACAAGGUGCUAUCUUUGCAUGAAGAUUCAGCAACCCCUGUGUCUAACCCUCUGCUUGCAUUUACUCUCAUCAAACGCCUACAGUCCGACUGGAAGAAUGUGGUACAUAGUCUGGAGGCCAGUGAGAACAUCCGAGCUCUGAAGGAUGGUUAUGAGAAGGUGGAACAGGACCUGCCAGCCUUUGAGGACCUUGAGGGAGCAGCAAGGGCCCUGAUGCGGCUGCAGGAUGUGUACAUGCUCAGUGUGAAGGGACUUGCCCGAGGCGUCUUCCAGAGAGUCACCGGCUGUGCUGUCACUGACCUGUACAGUCCCAGACGGCUUUUUUCCCUCACGGGGGAUGACUGCUUCCAAGUUGGCAAGGUGGCCUAUGACAUGGGAGAUUACUACCAUGCCAUUCCAUGGCUGGAGGAGGCUGUCAGUCUCUUCCGAGGCUCUUACGGAGAAUGGAAGACAGAGGAUGAGGCAAGUCUAGAGGAUGCCUUGGAUCACUUGGCCUUUGCGUAUUUCCAGGUGGGAAAUAUUUCCUGUGCCCUCAGCCUCUCCCGAGAGUUUCUUCUGUACAGCCCAGAUAAUAAGAGGAUGGCCAGGAAUGUCUUGAAAUACGAAAAGCUCUUGGCAGAGAGCCCUAACCAGGCCGUAGCUGAGGCUGUCAUCCAGAGGCCCAACGUACCCCACCUGCAGACCAGGGACACCUAUGAGGAGUUAUGUCAGACCCUGGGUUCCCAGCCUACUCACUACCAGAUCCCCAGUCUCUACUGCUCCUAUGAGACCAGUUCCAGUCCCUACCUGCUGCUCCAGCCUGUCCGGAAAGAGGUCAUCCACCUGGAACCCUAUGUUGUUCUCUACCAUGACUUUGUCAGUGACACUGAGGCUCAGAAAAUUAGAGGCCUUGCAGAACCAUGGCUACAGAGAUCUGUGGUGGCAUCAGGCGAAAAGCAGUUACCAGUGGAGUACCGCAUCAGCAAAAGUGCCUGGCUAAAGGACACCGUUGACCCAGUGCUGGUGACCCUCGACCAUCGCAUUGCCUCCCUUACAGGCCUUGAUGUCCAGCCUCCCUACGCAGAGUAUCUCCAGGUGGUAAACUACGGAAUCGGAGGGCACUAUGAGCCUCACUUUGACCAUGCUACGUCACCAACCAGCCCUCUGUACAGAAUGAACUCUGGGAACCGAGUCGCAACAUUUAUGAUCUACCUGAGCUCGGUGGAAGCUGGAGGAGCCACAGCCUUCAUCUACGGCAACUUUAGCGUGCCUGUGGUCAAGAAUGCAGCACUAUUUUGGUGGAACCUGCAUAGGAGUGGUGAAGGGGAUGGUGACACACUUCAUGCUGGCUGUCCUGUCCUGGUAGGAGAUAAGUGGGUGGCCAACAAGUGGAUACACGAGUAUGGACAGGAAUUCCGCAGACCUUGCAGCUCAAGCCCUGAAGACUAAAAUGUUGGCAGAGAGAAGCUGGAGGAGUCCUUUGGCUUUCCAGAGAAGCCAGAAGCCAAAAGCUAUGGUAAGAGAGGAGAAAGGAGAGCAAAGAUUCUGGAGGAAGGCCUUUGUCAGCAUUGCCUAUUCCUUGCAAAUGGAAGACAAGGAAGUGGUCUCUAGCAGGGGACAUCUGAGAACUUACAGUUUCUCCUCAAGCCAUGAGUCACAGUAGUAUGAACAAUACAAAGGAGGGGGCAAGGAGGCUGGAGAGAAGUUUCUGGAGCUCAGACACUUUCUCUUGGGAACAGGACAUAUCAACAGUCUCCAGGGUUUGGUCACUGGGGCUUUUGCUACUUGAGCCUUGACCACAGGGGCCCAGAAGUGGCAGUGAGGACACCUGCAGGUGGUGCCUGACCCCCAUAUGCCCUUCUGCCUACUGACUUCUGCUGAAGGCUGAGCAGGGGGUGUCUCUGAAUCAGGAGUGUACCUCAUGUGAUGAUUUUUUUAAAGCAGAAAAUAACUUUUUUAAAAUAUGAUUUUUUAAUACAGCCAUUAAAAAUGUUU
This is a messenger RNA of Lipotes vexillifer (Yangtze River dolphin), 2239 nucleotides long. RefSeq names its product prolyl 4-hydroxylase subunit alpha 3 (gene P4HA3). The transcript has 13 exons. Gene Ontology annotation, molecular function: iron ion binding; protein binding; L-ascorbic acid binding. The coding region runs from base 59 to 1693 and encodes 544 amino acids. NCBI's taxonomy places the organism in Eukaryota, Metazoa, Chordata, Mammalia, Artiodactyla, Lipotidae. Gene Ontology annotation, cellular component: endoplasmic reticulum. Gene Ontology annotation, biological process: peptidyl-proline hydroxylation to 4-hydroxy-L-proline. The record is from RefSeq and is a predicted model, not a curated record.